Messenger RNA from Ochotona princeps (American pika), 1907 nucleotides. RefSeq names its product retinaldehyde binding protein 1 (gene RLBP1). Gene Ontology annotation, cellular component: membrane. The transcript has 7 exons. Bases 339 to 1292 code for a protein of 317 amino acids. Gene Ontology annotation, molecular function: phosphatidylinositol bisphosphate binding. The record is from RefSeq and is a predicted model, not a curated record. Lineage: Eukaryota; Metazoa; Chordata; Mammalia; Lagomorpha; Ochotonidae.
UGAUUCUGGGCUUUUUCUCAGUUGAGGUUCGAGGGAUUUGUGUGUCCCUUCUCAAAGCAAGUUUGCCAAGGGUAGCCCAGACCCAUCUUCUCCAGAGCCACCAGGGGGCGCUCCCUGAGAGCCAGUCCUGACCUCCAGACAGCAUCACAAGGUGGUGGGGGUGGGAGGGUUAGACCACACCUGCUUUUCAAACAAAUGCCCCUGGUGGUUCUGAGCCGGCUGAGACAGUUGCAGAAUGGUGUCUCUAACACUCUGACUUCCUAGGUUGGGGCCGCGGGGGAGGCCAGGAGUGAGAACACAGAGCCUUUCUUUGGAGGACUGAGUCUCCCAGAGGCAGUAUGUCAGAGGGGGUGGGCACGUUCCGCAUGGUGCCUGAAGAGGAGCAGGAGCUGCGGGCUCAACUGGAGCAGCUCACAACCAAGGACCAUGGGCCUGUCUUUGGCCCAUGCAGCCAGCUGCCCCGUCACACCUUGCAGAAGGCCAAGGACGAACUAAACGAGAAGGAGGAGACCCGGGAGGAGGCUGUGCGAGAGCUGCAAGAGCUGAUGCAGGCGCAGGCGGCCACUGGCGACGAGCUGGCUGUGGCGGUGGCCGACAGGAUGCGAGAACGCGACAGCGCCUUCCUCCUGCGCUUCAUCCGCGCGCGCAAAUUCAACGUGGGCCGCGCCUACGAGCUCCUCAAAGGUUACGUGAACUUCCGGCUGCAGUACCCCGAGCUCUUCGACAGCCUGUCCCCAGAGGCCGUUCGCUGUACCAUUGAGGCUGGCUACCCCGGUGUCCUCUCAAGCCGGGACAAGUAUGGCCGAGUGGUCAUGCUCUUCAAUAUUGAGAACUGGCACUGUGAGGAAAUCACCUUCGAUGAGAUCUUGCAGGCAUAUUGCUUCAUUCUGGAGAAGCUGCUGGAGAAUGAGGAAACCCAAAUUAAUGGUUUCUGCAUCAUCGAGAAUUUCAAGGGCUUCACCAUGCAGCAGGCUGCUGGGCUCCGGCCUGCUGACCUCAGGAAGAUGGUGGACAUGCUCCAGGAUUCCUUCCCGGCCCGGUUCAAAGCCAUCCAUUUCAUCCAUCAGCCAUGGUACUUCACCACCACCUAUAACGUGGUCAAGCCCUUCCUGAAGAGCAAGCUGCUGGAGAGGGUCUUUGUCCACGGAGAUGACCUGUCUGGCUUCUUCCAGGAAAUUGAUGAGAACAUCCUGCCGGCCGACUUUGGGGGCACCCAGCCCAAGUACGAUGGCAGGGCUGUUGCUGAGCAGCUCUUCGGCCCCCGGGCCCCAGCUGAGAACACGGCCCUAUGAGGAUGACUGGGCCAGGUCCCUGGGCUCUCAGGUGUCAGGGGGCCCAGGUUGGGCAGCGAGCUGCCUGAGGAGACACCCAGACCUCCUUAAGCUCCUCCCUCGCUUGGGGGGUGCAGUAGAGCAGAAUUCCCAGGGGGCAGUUAUAGCUUCACCUGUCCCUGAGGCUGUAGGACAGUAACUGGUGUGCCCUUGAAUUGCCAAUCAGACUUUUCAGUGAUUUCGUUUCUAACAGAUGCUUGCUACUUUAGGAUCUGUGAUAAUAGGCAAGGGGUCUGGGGUGAAAGUCCUGCCCCAACACAAUAAAAAAGAAAUAAAGGAGGGGGGAUGAAAAUCCCAACGACUCGAUUGAGCUGACACACUGAUCUUGGCACUUGCAGACAGAUCGUGGUUUUCCACACUGAUUUUCAGGCGAAAGCAGCCUUGUAGCAGCUUCCUAUUGGGUGGCCUGCCCCGGGUCCCCUGCAGCCUCCUGCGGGCAGUGAGGGUCAGGAGCUGUGCCGUCCUCCCAGGGCAGCCGUGCCAUCCACUCCAUCUGUUGUGGAAGUUUCUCACCCAGAGAGCUCUGCUCUGCUCCCCUUGCUUGAUGGAUGGCUCCGCGCAUGGGCAGGCCAAGCC